Molecule: messenger RNA, 1537 nt
Organism: Cyprinodon variegatus (sheepshead minnow)
Lineage: Eukaryota; Metazoa; Chordata; Actinopteri; Cyprinodontiformes; Cyprinodontidae
Gene: alg1
Product: ALG1, chitobiosyldiphosphodolichol beta-mannosyltransferase
Exons: 12
Coding region: 1-1506 (501 amino acids)
Cellular component (GO): endoplasmic reticulum
Molecular function (GO): mannosyltransferase activity
Source: RefSeq, a predicted model, not a curated record
AUGGCGACGUGCGGUUCCACCGUGGCGCUCCUCGCAGGAUUUGCUGCAUUUCUUGCGGUUGCAGCCUGGUGUUUCUCGGCAUCCUCCGGUGUGAGCUGUCCGGGUGUUUGUCUGGCAGCUGCUGCCGGGCUCCUGUCCAUGUUUCUGCGGAGGCUGCGGCUCCGGGACGCCGCCUCGGAGCGGCGGGUCUGCGUCCUGGUGCUGGGGGACAUCGGACGCAGUCCUCGGAUGCAGUAUCACGCUUUGUCGCUCAGCAAACACGGAUACCAGGUCACCUUUGUGGGGUUUUUAGACUCCAAGCCUCAUCAGGACGUGCUGAGCGAGGAUAAGAUCCGGAUAGUUCCCAUCUCGGAGGUGAAAGGCGUUCGAGCGGGACCCAGACUGCUGGCGUACCUGACCAAGACGCUGCUCCAGUCGCUGCAGCUUCUCUGGGUUCUUCUGUCCCUGGAGCCGCAGGCUCACAUCCUGAUGCAGAAUCCUCCGGGGCUGCCUGGGAUCGCCGUGGCGUGGCUGGUGUGCGUCCUGCGCGGCAGCGAGCUCAUCAUCGACUGGCACAACUACGGCUACACCAUCAUGGCUCUGAGCCUCGGUGCGUCGCAUCCCCUGGUCCGACUCGCCAAGUGGUCCGUCCCAUCGACACGACUUUUCUGUUUACUUCCUGUUUCUGCUGGGAUUAAUGGUUUGGUGGAAACUGGCUCAUUGGAAAACUGGGAGAUUAAACUGAGCCGCUGUGUUGUUUGCAGGGCGACCACUGUGUAUGACCGACCGGCCGCCAUCUUCAGGGAGACUCCUCUGGAUCUGAAGCACCGCCUCUUCGCCAGGCUGGCCCGUUCUCACCCGCAGUUCGGCGCCUCGGGGUCCCUCUCUGACUCCACCGCGUUCACCGUCUAUAACCCUGGCGACGGCGGCGUGGCUCUCCGGUCGGAGCGACCGGCGCUGCUGGUCAGCAGCACCAGCUGGACGGAGGAUGAAGAUUUCUCCAUCCUGCUGAAGGCUCUGGAAGACUACGAAGGCUUCAUCAGAGGAGGAGCGCCGCUGCCGGCUUUAGUCUGCGUCAUCACAGGGAAGGGUCCUCAGAAGGAGCACUACCAGAAGCUCAUCGCCGCCAUGAGUCUGGAGCACGUGACGAUCUGCACGCCGUGGCUGGAGGCUGAGGACUACCCGCUCCUGCUGGGUUCUGCAGAUCUGGGAGUUUGUCUCCACAAGUCGUCCAGCGGGUUGGACCUGCCCAUGAAGGUGGUGGACAUGUUUGGCUGCUGCCUCCCCGUCUGCGCCAUCCACUUCCACUGUCUACAGGAGCUGGUGCAGCAUGAAGAGAACGGCCUGAUCUUCAGAGACUCUGCAGAGCUCGCCGAGCAGCUGCAGUCUCUCCUGUCAGAGUUUCCCAGUUCAGACGGCAGACUGGGAGCGUUCAGGAGGAACCUGCGGGCCAGCAGGGGGCAGCGCUGGGACGAUAACUGGGACCAGAAGGUUCUUCCUCUGCUGGAUGCUCUCAGGCAGAGAUGAAAAUCCUUCGUUUUUGUUUUCUGAUCCAAAU